Messenger RNA from Lingula anatina, 3673 nucleotides. RefSeq lists its product as uncharacterized. NCBI's taxonomy places the organism in Eukaryota, Metazoa, Brachiopoda, Lingulata, Lingulida, Lingulidae. The record is from RefSeq and is a predicted model, not a curated record.
UGAACUGUGAAAUCCAUCAACAUGCACAUUAUUAUCGGAACAGAGACACUGCAACGACCGCUGAAAUCGGGAAGCCAUGGUUCACUUCCUUGUGGCGACAGGAUUACUUUUCACAGCCUGGUCGGCUGUGUUAGCAGACGAGAAAACAGACCUGAAUCAACUGAUGAUAGAUUUCUACGACUGGCGCCUUCAAGACAACCCGCAGUUUGCGACAACUAGCGGUGAAAGUCGAUACGGAAACCGACUAGAGAACCUGACCAUUGAAGCGUAUGAAGCAAGGAAGGCGAAGUGUGAGGACUACUUGGCGAGACUUGACAAAAUUAAUCGCACUAAACUGGAGGAAAAGAGCCAACUGAACUAUGACGUCACGCAUGAAUUUUUAAAGGCAUUUGUCAGCGGUUACGAUUGGCACUUGUACAAUUCCCUGACCCCAAUUAACUUCCUUGAAGGCCCACAUAUCGACUGGGACACUUUUAUAGAAUUUAUACCUUUCAAAACGAAGGAGAAUUAUGAGAGUUAUCUCCAGCGAUUACAACUUCUUCCCAGUCGCCUAGAGCAGAUAGUGGUGCUGAUGAGGAGGGCCAUUGAACUGAACAGGACUAACCAUAAUGUCUCCAUGGAUAGGAUUCCGGGACAAAUAGCGGACACCAUUACAAACUUGGCGGCCAAUGAAACUAAAUUUUACAGUCCAUUCCUGGACCAACUGGCCAGCCUUUCUUUCUCAACAAAUGACACAGACCAACUGCGAAGUAGAGGACUUGACGUCAUUCGGAACAAAGUCCAACCAGCCUACGCAAACCUGUCAGAUUUUAUUACUAACGAAUAUCUCCCUAAUUCCCGAAUUGGUUUAGGAGUGAGCAGCCUUGACAGAGGGUCAGAGUACUACAAGGCGUGUCUUAAGUGGCACGUGACCACUGAUCUUAGCCCAGAAGAAGUGCACGAGAAGGGGUGGAAUGAAAUACGUAGGAUUUCCACAGAGAUGAAAAAGAUUCUUGCCAAACUGGGAUUCUCAGGGUCAAUUCGUGAAUUCGUUGACACCUUGAAAAAUGAUACAAGAUUUUUCUACAAUACCUCAGAGCAGUUGUUAGCAGAAUAUAAGAAGAUAGCGAAUGAGUUGAUACCGCCGCAGCUACCUAAGGUUUUCAAAGAUAUUCCGCAUAUCCCAUUUGAUGUUCGUCCAAUGGCAUUUGAUGGACCAGAUGGGCAGUAUUUCUUGUUUCAAGAAGGGGACACAUAUGGCCCAGGGUACUUUGAGGUCAAUCUCAGGAACCCCAAAACGAGAUUGACACCUGAAAUGGUAGCAUUGACAUUACACGAGCUGGAGCCGGGACACCAUUUCCAGACAGUGUACCAAGUCACGGAGAAUCUGCCGACGUACAGGAAGAAUACAGAGUAUUCCAAAUACUACGCCGUCCCCUUUAACUUUCCGUUCCACACAGCAUAUACAGAGGGUUGGGCACUUUAUGCGGAAGCUUUGGGAGAGGAAAUGGGUGUCUAUAGAAACGACUACGAACUCUUUGGUCGAUAUUCCUCCGAAAUAUUCCGAGCAUGUCGUUUGGUCGCUGAUACUGGACUGCAUUACUUCAACUGGACGAAGGAGCACGCUGUUGAACUGUUUGCUAAUUACACGGCCAACUCCAUAGACGGGAUCAAGAUAGAGGUGGACCGAUAUGUCACGUGGCCGGGCCAAGCAUGCGCAUACAAGAUUGGGGAGCUCAAGAUUAAAGAAUUGAGAAAGAAGGCAGAAGACGCACUAGGAGCACAUUUCGACCUGAAAGAAUUCCAUAAUCGUAUUCUGAAGACUGGACCAGUGCCCCUGAGUAUACUGGAGACAGUUAUUGAUGGCUACAUCAGGGAGAGCAAACCAACUUCUGAACCGACCAGUGGUGCUUUUUUCAUAAAUGCCGGGAAUAUGGUGGCUGUCGUGGUUGUUCUUUGCCAUAUCACCAAACAGUCCACCGCUUAACACAUUUUUGUCCCUUGGAAACAUGCUAAAACGGGCUAUUUAGACAAAUUAUUUUCGGGUUCAGGGAUAAAUAACCUAAGCAUGGUUUUAUACAUGGCUUAUUGGCUGUCACAGUUUGAAACCUGUUGUAACUAUUGUUAUAAUAAACUAUCGAUGGAAAUCUAGACGACGUCAAGCUUUAUACCCUAAAUUGAACUGUAAUUUGACCACUUUGGCACAGACGAAACCUGGCUCAAUAAAUGAAAAACGGAAACGUUGAUGGUUCCAACUCGAUCGUUGCAGAAAUAAACGACGAUCUGGCGCGAUUCAGAAAUUCUUCUUAGAGGUCAUAUCUUAUAGCAAAAGCAAAGGCGUUCACAGAAAGCCUUGAAAACACUUUCUGGUAGCGAAUUGCCCCUCAUUCAACCAAUAAUUCUCUGACACACUGCUUCAUUCAGUUCACGCACCGCAAAACCUGUCACAAGUGUAUACAAAAUUUCAAAAUAUGCUCAGGCGUUGCAAAAUAUGAAGCUUUAUUUUUGACAGAAUCAUGAUAUGUCACAAUCAUACUAGGACCAGCCCAAAAGCUCUAUACUAUCUGACCUGAUCCAUGUGAUACAUAGGCUGUUCUAUGUAAUGUAAUAUCUGUACAAGACUAAUUGGUAGGUUAAUGGCACACUUGGCCUAAUUUUUAGGAUAAGUUAUAAUUAUAAUAACCUCAGCACAUAUAGACAUACCUUUUAAACUAAAAUAGUUCAUAUUCAAUGUGAAAUUAGUAUAAAUGUAUAACAUCGUAGAACAAAAUGUUUACAAUGAAUACCUUGAGUACACGUGCUCAUAUACAAUAUAGCAUUUAUAUGUGUGUUCUAAUUAUGAACUGGAUUAAUCAAAUUUCAAGCGGUGGAGUAUGUAUUUUGUCUUUCAUUUAACAAUCCACAUGUGUCUGAAUAAUAAAAUGAUUAAAAUAUUCCAUCGCACUAUAUAGACGUGAUGAUUAUACGCAAGCAGUGCGUAAAUUGGCUUCGGCAAGGUAAGGGGGCUCGUGAGAGAGCUCGACGACUAUUCCAAUUGGAAUGAAUAAACUAAUACAUAGGUAAAAUGCAAAAUUUUAGCAUUAUCUUAGCACAAUCCGCACUCGUUAAAGAGUACUGCAAAUACAUUAUUCCACUUUGGCAAUAGGAUAUAACUUUUCGUAAAACAUUUGUGAAAAGUGGCGUACAAGCCUACAGUGUUUUUGUUGGCCUUCAGAAUCAGUCGACCUGCUUCGUUCGCAUGGGGCAGAAAAAAAUCAACGUUGGAAUCUCGUGGAAUGAGGUCUACCAGAGCCUUGAAGAGAACCAUGGUUCCGAUCGUAUCUUCUGCAUAGAGGGGUCCAAGGUAGAAACCGUUCCUAGCUGGCCUAAUUGAUCCGUACCCGACUAUCUUUCCCUUCUCCAACAAGACGAGUGAUUCUGCCGUCGUUUGGCCAAGCCAUAACUUCAGCAUUUCUGGUCUUGGUAUCACGUGAUAUGACGUAUCAUAAUCAAUGAGAUCCGACUGGUCAAUAUGCCUCACGUCAGAUAUAUGGUAUUUGCGUUCUGCAUCCGAUGGCAGUGGGAAGUUUUUGAAGACGCCGAAAUAUUUUCCUAGCACGUCUCCUUUAAGGAGCGGAGAGCCAAUGUAUCUUUCAUAUGUAUCUGUCAUAUAGGAAAUGGAAUUAAAAUGAAUAUUUCUGUCGCCAUAUUCUUC